Messenger RNA from Heterobasidion irregulare TC 32-1, 2631 nucleotides. RefSeq lists its product as uncharacterized. The transcript has 10 exons. The coding region runs from base 1 to 2631 and encodes 876 amino acids. Lineage: Eukaryota; Fungi; Basidiomycota; Agaricomycetes; Russulales; Bondarzewiaceae. The record is from RefSeq and is a predicted model, not a curated record.
AUGUCACACAACACAUACGUCUGGCCGUCCUGGACGCAGGAAGAGCUUUCGACUGCUGGUGCGGGACCUUCAGGGUCCCAAUCAAACAACGCUGAGCAAGAGCUCAACGUCAUUCCGGCAGGCGCGUAUGUUGCGCGCAACCGCGGGGGACGCCAUGUCUCCCAAGACAUAGCUGGCUACAGUCAGCCCUAUGAUGCGCGCCUGCGCUUCAGAUCGUGCGAGGCGGGCUCGCUGCUCCCUGUCAUGUCUGCCCACCCCGACCCGUCGUUCUUCACCUCCCCCUUCCCGUUCCCCGCGACAAUCCCCUUCGCCCUACCAACAUGGGCAUCCACAUCGACGCCGGUACUUGCCCUUCAUCUCCAGGUACCGCAUGCGCGCGCACUGACUCCCACGUCCGUCCCUGACGUACAGAAAGGGUCGCUCAGCCCCUCCCCAGAAGGACUCCCAUCCCCCGUCAUCCCCGCCGCACCUCUCAACACCGCCGCACCCGUCACUCCUGCUGUGCCGGAUAUCGUCAUCUUGACUGCUACCCCAGCAGUGCCCACCACCCCCGUCGUUCCCGCCACCGAUGUCAUCCCGAUGGAACGCGUCACACCGACGAAUGCCCAACGUUCGAAGUACUGUGCAUUGGAGGGCGCCGUGAGGCCCCUCACGGGUCCUUGGGUGGAUAUGGCGCGCACCGUCAUCGACGCGCGACUCGACCCGCGGUGGGACCCAUCGGUCUUCCGGCGGGAGACGAGAAAGCGAGGGGAUGCGCAGGAGCAGCCUUCGCCGAAGAGGGCAAGGGUGGAGGAAGGGCUGGGAGAGGCGGCUGCAGGAGUGAGAGCGGAGGGAGCCGUAAGUGCAGAUGAGGGGGAAAAUGGAAAGAUGAAGGCGAAGGAGCUCGACAGUGGAGCGGGGAGCGAGAAGAGUGAGGGGGCUUGGUCCAUGGAGAGCAGGUUCAGGCCCAUCGCGCCCAUGCCUUCGCCGGGGCCAGUCCAUGCAGCUGGAGGGCUGCACCCUAUACUUGUGGUCGUUCCACAGGUGAACGGCAACGCCCUCACACAACACAAUGAUACAUCAACAACGUCCACCCACAGGGUGGACAACCCCGCAGGUGAGUUCGUCGUCGAGCCUGUACCGCUGCCUAGCGGAGGGCCUUCGACAUCGACACCUGCGGAUGACCAAGACGAGGCUGGAGAGCCCGACGAUCACGAUCAAGACGGGCACCAGCACCAGCUCGGAGACGACUCCAGCCCCAGCAAGCGCGAGGCCGCCGUCGUGAUCGACGAGAAGAUCUACGGCGGGGACCCACUGCGCUGCCUCGCGUGCAACAACAAAUCGUUUGCGCGCAAGUACGAUCGCAGACGGCACGUCGUCACCGUCCACUACCUCGGCAAGAUCCCAUGCGACUGGUGCGAUCUCUUCUUCUACGCACGCCGGGAUGGGGUCACUCGCCACAAGGACGAGAAUUCAGUAGGCGGAGGAGAGACAGGGCUGGAUCGUCGACGAUGGCGAGCUGAAGCUGGAGGGAUGAUUAUCCGCAGUCUUGCUUCUGUCUUGCUCGACUUGCUCGAACUGACAGGCGGGGGUGGAGUGACUGUACUGAGUACUCUUGUAUCUCUAUUUCCUUCUAUCAUUUUUCUCAACAAUCCAGAAUUAAACAAAUAUCCACAAAACCCGUGUGCACUGAACAAAAUCGAGCUGUAUCUCACAUUUCCUGCGCACCGCUCCUCCCCUUCAGAGGGAAAAUGUGGGUCCACCGUACCACACUCCUACGCAAACCGACAUCAGACGCGCCCAUGUUUUCCCACUCCACAAUUCUGUAACGUCCGUGCAAGGCCGAUCGAGUACCUCUAUCGCAGCGUAAAGCUUUUUCUGGCCGGCGGCACAUCUUUGGACACAGAAAGAGAAGAAGACAGUGCCUAUCGUUGGCUUGUCUGCGGCACUCAACUCAUCAACGGCGCUAUGUCAAGCGGCGGAGUACCAGAAAAAGGGAGGGGACAGCCGAACCAAAAGAUAGUGUCAGGCUCCGGCGACCCGGCCGCGUCAAUGUCAUCAUGCGUGCAAGAAUUCGACAAAAGGCAGCAUCCCGCUACUCAGCUAGGGAGCCUCACGAUUGCGAGGGCGGGUGGACCGGUUGUGGUUCGAGAUAACGCUAUGGUCUCGCCUGGUUGUCUCGCGUCAUGCAUAGCGGAAGCAGCACAGCUAAGCAAAGAGGAAAUCGCCAAUAGGACUGUACCCGCAAACAUUGUGCAAGUGUCGCGGGGGGACGACCGAGGCUUGAAUACGCUGUUCCGGGCUGAAGAUUACGAUAUGGAGGUCGCGAAGGCGAGAAUGGGCACACAAGCGAGCGAGAGGGAAAAAAUGAAGGUCAACACCUGGGGAGCGAGAGAGGUGACCGGACUGAGCAGAAGCGACGGCUGGGAAGAAGAUGAUCUUGAACAACGGAUCCACAGAUGGCACAGAGAUAUUGUACAUAAUCUUGACAUGAAGCUUGGAUGCCCUGUGAACCGAAGAGGCUCAGGCUUGAGUCUUGAACAGCGUCUUCGUUUGUGUGCUUCCAACGACGGGACAAUGUGGACACAAUAUAGCAAUGAUCAGAGCGAGGUCCAAGCUGGCACCGUUCGAAUGACAAGAUACGACGCGUAG